CGACGAACGAGGCAAGUCAAAGCCCCCAUAGCGGAGCCCAGGGGAGGCCGCAUCCGAAGGCCAUGGCGAUAUACUCAUCCAACUCCCCCUCAAACACCCUCCUGAUAACCGACCUGCACGACCUCUACCUCUUCCAACCGGCCUCCCUCGCCUCCAUCCGCUCCCUAAUCGAGUCCAUCGCCCCCCUAAACUCCUUCUCCCCGCUCCCCUCCAUGCGCCGCAUCGUCUGCUCCUUCCACUCAGAAGACGACGCCCUCCGCGUCCGCAAGCUCCUCGACGGCCAGUCCCUACUCAACCGCAAAGUCCGCACAAAGAUCUACUUCGGCGAACCCACCCCGCUCCUCGACGGGGGCCGCCCCAAACUGCUCGAGGCCCCGCACCUCGACAAGCUGUUCUUCAUCAGUCCGCCCCCGAGUCCCCACACGGCUGGUGAUCUCGCCCAGGCGCUUGCGCAGCUCAAGACGGAACAAUCUGCUCCUGUCUCUGGCCCUGUGGACCCCGGGACGCCCAUGUCGAUGUCCGACGAGAAGCGGACGGGGAGCUGGCCCGUCGCCAUGUCGGGGCAGCGGAGUCGGAGUAGUACGCUGAUCUACAACCCCGAGGAUCAUGGUGGUAGUCUCGGUUUACCGGCCGUGAUGGUCGAGGAUACGACUGUCGAGGCCGACGACGAGGAUGUCGAGAUGAUGAGUCCGAUCGACGUGUCGGUUAAAAAGUUGCCGCCGAAGACGGCGCGGCCUCCGGUUGAGUUGAUGCAUUGAUUGCUUUUCGUCGGUCUUUUCUCUCGAUGCAUUUGGGUGUCUUUGUUUCCUGAUAAUGAUAUUGGCAUGCAUGGGGGUAUUUUUUGUGUUGCUAUGGCAGCAUUUCGGGUUUCAGUGACUGUAUCAUCAUGGAAGGCGUCUCGGUCGGGAUUUGAUUUCAACAUGCAUUGUUCAUGAACCGCACUUUGCUCUAUAUGCUUUACUCUGACACGAGACUCUGAGCUAGUAUACAUAGUGUCAUUACAUACGGAUUGGUCCAAAACCACUGCAUUG
Messenger RNA from Aspergillus novofumigatus IBT 16806, 1031 nucleotides. It is a transcript of the gene cbpA, whose product is annotated as putative calcineurin binding protein. Gene Ontology annotation, cellular component: cytoplasm; nucleus. NCBI's taxonomy places the organism in Eukaryota, Fungi, Ascomycota, Eurotiomycetes, Eurotiales, Aspergillaceae. Gene Ontology annotation, molecular function: nucleic acid binding; calcium-dependent protein serine/threonine phosphatase regulator activity. The record is from RefSeq and is a predicted model, not a curated record. Gene Ontology annotation, biological process: calcium-mediated signaling. The transcript is spliced from 3 exons. The coding region runs from base 63 to 758 and encodes 231 amino acids.